Molecule: messenger RNA, 2228 nt
Organism: Penicillium brasilianum
Lineage: Eukaryota; Fungi; Ascomycota; Eurotiomycetes; Eurotiales; Aspergillaceae
Source: the annotation of a GenBank genome assembly
GCCGAGCGUGAUGGGAUCCUAGAUUUUCAGGCAAUCAAGGUUACCUAACCGAAUGCCCCCCCCUGGACGCUGACAUAACUCUAGCGGGUCACGCGUACAUCACGAGUGGCUUGCGGGGGUCCCCAUAGGGCAAGUCCAAAGCCGCCAACAUGGCCGAGACUGACUGGGCAUUUGCUAGUGCGAAGAUCCAUGGAUCUUGUGUGUCAUAAAAACUCCUCUCGGCGCAGCAAUUCAGUCCACUUCGCUUGGUCUCACGGAGGCAACAAGUCAUGAGAGGACCCCCGCUUGACGCAUCGUGCAGUGUCCAUGGAAUUGCUGGAGCCAACGGGGCCACGACAACCGACGGUACCCUCCCCUAGAGUGGAGGCGCCAUUGACUAAUGAAUGCCAUCAUCGCCCCGACGUGCCAGGGCUAAAAUUAUAUUCCACUUAAAGCCCCGAGAUCCCAAGAGUCUGGGGUAAGAACGAAAAAAACUCAGUUUCUGCACAUGCGCAUCAUGCUUCAGAGCGUCACAACUACUCCCUCCUGACAUUUGCAUCAUUUCAUGCUUGCUUGGCUCAUUUUUCCCUCCCGUCCCUCUCUAUCUUGAUAAGCCUUCAUCCGGCCCACCUCUUUUCCUCUCAACUCCCCAUUUCAUUUCCCAAUUUCCCCCACCAAGAACCAAAACAACACGCACGUACAUUAGCGGCAUCAUGCGACAACCAGCAAUGCCCAUCCGCUCGCCCUUCGAGUCUUCCAUCGCGAAGCCGGGCCAAGGCACCGUCGUCCUCUCCCUCCUCCCACCAAACAACCCCACUCUCACCACGCUCACCUACAAAUACCCACUGAAGCUCGUCCCGAGGGCGCCGGGGUUCAUCCCCAGUGCAGAGUCCUCUACCUUGUCCAGCUCAUGUCCUUCAAGGCCGGUCCACCUCUAUCUUCUUACCUAUGGCGGCGGUCUGCUACCGGGCGAUCACAUCGAGGUAUCGAUCAAACUCGAACCGAGGACUCGCAUGGUAGUGACCACGCCGCAAGGGAGCACCAAGAUCUUUAAGACCGAGCCCGGCAAUGCCAAUGGCAUCAAAUUGAUCAAGGGUCAUCGCAAGCAAAUGCCGGCCAACCAACACCUUGCCGAUAUGAGUCAGCAGUCUCUGGACGUACGAAUCGGUCGCCAAGCAGCGCUGUGCUACUUGCCUGACCCAUCCGUCCCAUUCAAGAACAGUCGCUACGCGCAAGUACAAACAUUCACUGUCGACGCCGCCGCCAAGGGUGACGAGCGCAGCAGUCUGUGUGUUCUGGACUGGGUCACACAAGGUCGGACGUCGCGCGGAGAAAACUGGAACUUCCGCUUCUGGCGCGGCCGUAACGAAGUCUGGGCUACCGACGAGAAGACGGGCAAGAGCCGGCUCCUGCUGCGUGACUCGGUCAUCCUGGAUGAUGAGACCGACGACCUUGAGGUUUCAGAUGAGGACUCUGACGAGGAAGCCGGCGAGAGCGGGCUAAAUAGCCACUCUGGCCGUGCUGACACGCCACCGCCGCAGGCCGGCCUGGUGCCUUUGAACAUCAUUCAGGAACGCACGCGCCCGCAUGGAGUUGUCGGUACAUUGAUUCUAUCGGGCCCGGUGUUCGACAGCCUCGGCACAUACCUCAUGCACCAGUUCAACUCCCAGCCUCGGAUUGGCAGCCGAAAUUGGGCCUCAUCGGCGCCAUCUACAGCGCCCGAGCCGUCGCUCAGCACUAAGGGCGAUGUCACUUGGACGGCAGCUCGCGUGCGCGCCGGGUUCGUCCUGGUCAAGUUCGGCGCCAAGGACUUCGAGACAGCCAAGGACUGGCUCGGAGGUCUCCUUCGCGAGGAAGGCAGCGUUAUCCGUGAAUUCGGCGAGGAAGCCCUCUUCUGCCUUUGAUUUUGUUUACCGCUUCAACACCUUUGCAUCUGUCUCAACAACCCCAUCACCUCCAUCCACGUCUGGACUUCCAGUACGCUCCGUUUGAUGAUACCCCCAAUGGGCCCUCGUGGCAUCUAUAUCUCCAGGGCCACUAUCAGGGUCUCUCUUUGUGAUAUUCGUUCUGUAUGGUUUUUUUAGCAUCUGCAUCAUUUUCUGGUUAUUCAGCAUUGCCGUAUAGCAAGGGCAGACCAGAACUUUCUUGUCUCGGCCGGACAAACUAGGACUACUUUAUCCACAGCUGCAUCGCAGCCACAUAAAAGCUUGACUGCUUCAAUGAAUCUUGAUUUUUAGCACCUGUCUGAA